Messenger RNA from Saccostrea echinata, 2841 nucleotides. Its product is annotated as protein lifeguard 1-like. Gene Ontology annotation, cellular component: membrane. NCBI's taxonomy places the organism in Eukaryota, Metazoa, Mollusca, Bivalvia, Ostreida, Ostreidae. The transcript has 11 exons. The record is from RefSeq and is a predicted model, not a curated record. Bases 98 to 808 code for a protein of 236 amino acids.
UUGCCAGAAAAAAAGUGUUAUUCAUCGUAUGAUCAAUUAUUUACAGCCUAAUCAAAAAUAUUCUCAUAUUGCAAGGACAUAGAGACAGUAACUGACCAUGUAUUCUGAGGACGAUGAACUUGUUGGAGACCAGUUCUCUGCUUUUUCAGAGAAAAAUGUACGAUUAGGAUUCAUACGAAAAGUUUAUGGGAUUCUGCUGUGUCAAAUAGUUGUCACCCUUUUAGUGAUGGUGAUGUUUAUGUACAUAGAACCUGUAAAAGAGUAUUCUAUGCAUAAUCCCUGGAUCUGGUAUACUGCACUUGCUGUGACAUUUGUGACGCUGAUCAUACUGGUCUGCUGUGAUGAUGUCAGACGAAAGACUCCUAUGAACUUGAUUUUCCUGGGUAUAUUUACUUUGUGCGAGUCUAUUUUGCUUGGAGCUGUGACCAGUCACUAUGAUGAGGUAUCUGUCCUGCUAGCUGUGGGCAUCACUGCAGGUGUAUGCUUAGCACUGACUCUCUUUGCAUUUCAAACAAAAUUUGACUUUACAAUGUGUGGUGGUCUUCUGUUUGUAUUCCUGGUCAUCCUAGUAAUAUUUGGAAUCUUUGCUGCGAUAUUUCACAAUAAGGUUCUGUCUGUUGUCUAUGCCAGCCUGGGAGCUCUGUUGUUUUCUUUCUAUUUGGUAUUUGACACCCAGCUGAUGUUGGGAGGGAAACACAAGUACAGCCUGUCCCCUGAGGAAUACAUCUUUGCUGCCCUCAACCUUUACCUGGACAUCAUCAACCUCUUCCUCUUAAUCCUGUCCCUUGUUGGCAAUGCCAGAAAUUAGGUCAAAGGUCAAAGGUUUAAACACAGUGCAAUGAAGUUAUAGUCUUUUUGAUGAGGUUUAUGUGGACCAUAUGUCAUGACUGAAAGCUUUAAAUCAUUAUUAGUCUGAAGCGUGCAAUCUGUUUUUAAUCAUACAUAUUUGAAAUUUGUUUGUUAUGGUAGUUUUUUGCCCAAUCAGUUAGAGUUUAUUUCUGAAUCUUUUUUUCGGCUUUUAGCUGCCUCUGUUAAGAAUUUCAGAAAAUGUAAUUAUUUAGCUUUUUUGAAGUUCAUAUUUUUUUAACAUUAAUUUUAAAGAGUUUAAAAAAAUGGAAUUUCUUAAAUUAAUGAGGAAAUAAUGUGAAAGAGAAAAAUAAAAUUUGAGGCCUGAGAUAUUUUUACAUAUCCAAGUCAUGGAUUCUCUACAUUCUGCAUUGUCUUUUCUUGAAAUUAAUUAAUAUUCAUGUAUUUGUAAGUUGUUACAUGUUGUAGUAAUGUAACUUUUUGCCUUUAAUUGAAAGGAUGCACUUUGCAACACUAUUAGUAAUAUGUAAUAAAAAAAAAUAUAUAAGAAUUGGAUUAAAUUCCUAAAAGGAACUAUUGAAGAAUCCUAUCUUGCCAUUUUUAUUAGUAAAGUUUUAUUUGUAACAGUAUGUUCCAAAUGAACACCAUACAAUUUUUUUUUAACAGUCCUGUUUUAUACAAUAAAGUAUACAAGUAUACAUGUAGCAGUAGGGCCAUCUUUAAAAUAAUGUUUGUUUGCCCACUCCCCACUCAGGGUAAAAAAAUUGGUUAAGUAGGUAGGUGGGGAAAUUUUUUUCCAAGAAAAUUUCAACAUACAUAUUGACGGGAUGAGAAAAUUCAGGAAGAAAAAAAUUCUCGUUUCUUGGAGGUAAAAAAUAGUUUUGAGUCGGGCCAUUUUUAGCCAGUCAGUCAGGAGAGGGCAAACGAAAUUAUUUUAGAGAUGGCCUAGUGUCACAAUUUUUUUCCUUCAUAAUGAAUAUGUUUGGUCAUGUACAAUGACUCACAAAUGUUCAUGUCUUUUCCACUUUGUUGAUAUUUGUUCAGAGUUUAUUGUGAUUGUUCACUUUGACUGCAAGUGAUGCAAACCCCCAAAACCUCAAUAAUUCUUCAAUAAUAACUUGUAUGAGUUUAUGUAGUCACUUUUCUUGAGAGAAUGUGAAUAUCACUGUAUACUUGUAGUAGUAAUAGCAUUUUUAAAGAUUCUUUGAUGAAUUAUAUUUUCAUGGUUAAAGUGGAUUUUUUGGUAAAUUCAGUCAGUUUUGUUAUGUACAUCUGCAUGUAAAAGAUUUCUGAAUUUUGUAUUUGAUUUAAAUAAACAAUUCUGAUAGAAACAAUUACUAAAUAAAUUUAAUAUUUUGUGAAUAUGCAUACGAACAUUUAUAGAAAAACAAAUGGUAGCUACUACUAUUUGAUAAUGUUUUAUUAAGUAUUCAUUCAAAUACAGCUGAAUUUGUUAAUCCUGCAUAAUACUAGCAACUUUUUUCUCAUUGAAUUAUUUUUGGAUGAAUUAAUGAUAUUUGUCUAUCAGUAUUUUAUUUGAUAUUUAUGAUGUUCUUAUUCCCGUUAGUGAUGCUUGGAAUAUUUUAUUUGUUCUUCAUAUAUUCCAUUUUAUUGCUAUUGAAUUUUUUUGACGUCGAUUAUGUGUUUAGAAAUGUAUCAGCAGAAUACACUUUAUAUGAAUAUGCAUGUACAUGUAUAUACAAAUGUGGAAAUAAGUAUAAUAUUUAUCAUUUUCUGAAGAAAAGUAUCUUCAAUAAAACUUUCAAUAUGCAUGAAAAAUUUACGUUGAUUUAGAUAAGAAAUCUGGGGGGGGUUGGGGGGGGGUCCAUUUCAUGUUUUGAAUUUAGUGUUCAUCAAGGCCAAAGUUUUGCUGUUAGAAGGUGCAUUGGAAAGAAAGUUCUUUAAACAUCUAGUUAAGCAGGGUAGUCACUCUGGACAUUUUUUAUGAUAAUUUUUUCGUCUAAAUAUCUGUGGUGUGGAUUCACUUUUCUCUGUUGUUGGUAAAUUGUUAUUAUUAAAGUAUUGAAAAAAUCA